CACCUUUCCGCACUGCAUAUCGUCGCCUCCUAGAGUGAAUCAUCACGUACUGCUACACUGGCGUGGACCCUUCCCUUCACGUUCUUCUACCUAUACCGCCGCCAGCCUCGACGACCUUAAUGCUACGAUUACCAUACGCCUUUGCCUACUCACGUUUUCAUCACGCUUGUCAACGUUCUAUGCGCAUUUAUCUUUAUCUGUCUUUCCCCUUCACGGCCGCAUAUUCCCUCUCAUGGCCGUAUCUUCCUUUUCUUACGGCCGGAUGUCUUUUCCUCCAUGGCCUGCCAAUCACCCUCGGCCUCAACCCAAUCUUCCUCGGCCCUCUGUCCUCCUUCUCGACCUCAUGGUUAUGGAUUUAUGGUGGAAAAAGCGUCCUCAAGGGACGCGCUCGUGUUAUCAUAGCCACUCAUGUAAAGACAUGUAAAGGAUGUGUAUGUAGAAUGCAUUUGCGCUGCUAGAACUUCGGAUCACUCGACUAUGCGAGGUGGACUUGGGGAGGAGGGGAAUGUAUGCGCGACGUCACCUG
Schizophyllum commune H4-8 is the source of this 526-nucleotide messenger RNA. RefSeq lists its product as uncharacterized. The transcript has a single exon. The record is from RefSeq and is a predicted model, not a curated record. Bases 120 to 458 code for a protein of 112 amino acids. NCBI's taxonomy places the organism in Eukaryota, Fungi, Basidiomycota, Agaricomycetes, Agaricales, Schizophyllaceae.